This is a messenger RNA of Sorex fumeus (smoky shrew), 3773 nucleotides long. RefSeq names its product actin related protein 2 (gene ACTR2). Gene Ontology annotation, molecular function: actin filament binding. Lineage: Eukaryota; Metazoa; Chordata; Mammalia; Eulipotyphla; Soricidae. Gene Ontology annotation, cellular component: actin cortical patch; Arp2/3 protein complex. Bases 127 to 1326 code for a protein of 399 amino acids. The record is from RefSeq and is a predicted model, not a curated record. The transcript is spliced from 10 exons. Gene Ontology annotation, biological process: Arp2/3 complex-mediated actin nucleation.
UAGGUCGAGGGCGGGGCGGCGGCGAGGGAGGAGGAGGAAGAAGAGGGAAGGGCCGGGCGGCGGCGGCGGCGGCGGCGGCUCUAGGUUGUUCGGUGGCGGCGGCUGCGGCUCUCUUCCGGGCGGACGAUGGACAGCCAGGGCAGGAAGGUGGUGGUGUGCGACAACGGCACCGGGUUUGUGAAGUGUGGAUAUGCAGGUUCCAACUUUCCAGAACACAUCUUCCCAGCUUUGGUUGGAAGACCUAUUAUCAGAUCAACCACCAAAGUGGGAAACAUUGAAAUCAAGAAUAACAAAAAGAUGGAUCUUAUGGUUGGUGAUGAGGCAAGUGAAUUACGUUCAAUGUUAGAAGUUAACUACCCUAUGGAAAAUGGUAUAGUACGAAAUUGGGAUGACAUGAAACACCUGUGGGACUAUACAUUUGGACCAGAGAAACUUAACAUAGAUACCAGAAACUGUAAAAUCUUACUCACAGAACCUCCUAUGAACCCUACCAAAAACAGAGAGAAGAUUGUAGAGGUAAUGUUUGAAACUUAUCAGUUCUCUGGUGUAUAUGUAGCCAUCCAGGCAGUUCUGACAUUGUAUGCCCAAGGUUUAUUGACAGGAGUGGUAGUGGACUCCGGAGAUGGUGUCACUCAUAUCUGUCCAGUUUAUGAAGGCUUUUCUCUUCCUCACCUUACCAGGAGACUGGAUAUUGCUGGGAGAGAUAUUACCCGAUAUCUCAUCAAGCUGCUAUUGUUGCGGGGAUACGCCUUCAAUCAUUCUGCUGAUUUUGAAACGGUUCGCAUGAUUAAAGAAAAAUUGUGUUAUGUGGGAUAUAAUAUUGAACAAGAGCAGAAACUGGCCUUAGAAACCACAGUAUUAGUUGAAUCUUACACACUCCCAGAUGGUCGCAUUAUCAAAGUUGGGGGAGAGAGAUUCGAAGCCCCAGAAGCUUUGUUUCAGCCGCAUUUGAUCAAUGUGGAGGGUGUGGGUGUUGCUGAAUUGCUUUUUAACACAAUACAGGCGGCUGACAUUGACACCAGAUCUGAAUUCUAUAAGCAUAUCGUGCUUUCCGGAGGAUCUACUAUGUACCCUGGGCUGCCAUCCAGAUUGGAACGAGAACUUAAACAACUUUAUUUAGAACGAGUUUUGAAGGGAGAUGUUGAGAAACUUUCUAAAUUCAAGAUCCGCAUUGAAGACCCACCCCGCAGAAAGCACAUGGUAUUCCUGGGUGGUGCAGUUCUUGCAGAUAUCAUGAAAGACAAAGACAACUUCUGGAUGACCCGACAAGAAUACCAAGAAAAGGGUGUCCGUGUGCUGGAGAAACUUGGUGUGACUGUUCGAUAAACUCCAGAGCUUGUUUCCAUCACAACCCUCACGCAUUCUUUUUUCCUUAUUGCCAAUCUUUGAACUCAUUCAACUCCAGGAUAUGGAGGAGGCCUCUGUGUGCCCUUUGACUGGAAAGGUCAGGUUUUUUUCUGGUGUCUUGGGAACGCUUUGUUAAAUUUUUGUUAAUGUGGGUAAAUCUGACUGUUUAAUUCAAUCACUUCCCUGAAAACACAACAUGAGGGCAAAGGGUCCUGUCUGCUGCUUUGUUUCUUCUAAGUAGGCAUUUAGCUCAUUCCUGUCUGCUUCCUAUGUUCACUUGACUGCUCUAAUGCUGCUAGUUUUAGUCUGUAGCACACUAGGUGGUAUGCCUUGACUAGCAUAAGAAAAACCCUUUAAUAGGAGCUUUUACAUAUUAUUGGGGUGGGGGUAGUUAGGGGUGGGUGGGCAGCUGAAUUCUUUAUGGCAUUUCCUCUGUAGUAUGGCAGUUACAACAGUUACUGGUGACAGCUUUUUAAGUACCUAAAAGUUUCUCCUAUUCAUAAUUUCGAGAAAUGUUAGGCUCAGAACUAAAGAAUUUUGGGUGGGUUUUCGCUUGGUGGGCAAGGAAUAUUCUUUUUUUUUCUUUUAGCUUUUCUGCUCUGGGGUACAUAGAUGAACUUCAUCUACAAUACUUUGAUUUGCCAGACUUUUGGUCUGCCUGGAACUUUUUCAUAAGAUAUAUAAAACAAGUGUGGUAUUCCAUUACUAUGUAGCUUAGGGAUUUGUGUUUUAAAAUCAACUGUGUUAACUGCAACUAUACUCCUUAGUCUCCAUCAGUGGAAAUGUUAACAUUUAAAAAUGCUUUUGGAUAUUUAAAUUACAGAGUAAUAUAGUGCUAAAGAGCUGGUAUUUUCUAAAUGCUUCUGUUUAUUCUAGAAGCAUUAAGGUAACCCAGUGCCAAGUACCAAUCUUGCAAAUUAUUCUUUUAUAUUACUGGCCAGUACUUAUUUAAUAAAAAUAAGUAGAUACAUAUAAUUACUGGCAGUAAGUUAUAAUUGCUCAUUCAAAAAUAACAUUGAAAUAUGGGACUUGUUGCCAGUUGGUUAAUUUUCAUUCUUUUGUUUUUAUUUGAAACCUAAAAGAGGAGCAAAUUUGACAGACCCGUUGAUUCCCCCCAAAUCAAGAUUUAAAUCUGUAUUUGUAUUAGAAAACUAAUCAUAACUACAAAAUUUCAGCAAUCUUAUGCUUCAGAGAAGAGUUAUUGGUAUUUUGAAAGUGUUAGCAAACUUUUUUGUCUGUAUGAAGACAUGACAGGUUUGAAUUCUGUCAGCAUGGCUUGAUAUCUGAGAAAAUACAGAUAGUAUGCAGAUAUGGGUUCCUUCUGCAUUUGAAAAGUCAUAAGAAAUUAUAUCAUGCUAAGUACAAAAUGCAGAUUCUGGAAAAAAUUUCUUUGUCUCAAAAAAUUCUUAAUCAAUAAUGACCUUGAAAGAAGCCUCCUUUUUUUCUUUCUUUUUUUUUUCCCCCCUUUGUGGCACCUGAAAUUGGAGAAACAACUUACUGGCUUUAGCAUCUCUUGUGAGAAAACAUAAAAACCAAUUUCUGUGAAAUAACGAAAGAUUAGUUUUAAUUGUGCAGCUUCUGUUAUUUUUUUUUUGUCUGUUUUACCUCAAUUUGAACAAAUAACGUUUGCCUGCAUGCUGGACAUGCUUCCGUACACAGUGACUAGCUGUGAGCACUGUUUCCUAGACUGUAGGGACUUGAGGUCAGAGGUACUUUAGAAUGCUAAAGUGAUCUAAAUCAUGUUCUUUUACACCCCCACUUUGGAGUUCUGGGCUUGUUAAAGGACAUGAGUAGGACCAGUUCAGCUAACUGUUCAUUUCCAAUAUGUGGAGUGACUCCUGGCUUGGGUCAUGCUUUUAAAAUAUGGGGGUAGAAAACAAAGAAUUGGUGGACUCUUCAAUAAACAAUGAGCAUUUGCCCUUUGGUUGUAAAAUUUGGUUUUCAUUUCACAAUUCCAGCAAACAUGACAAUUAAAAUGGUUUGUGAACAUAUGCAUAGAGUAUAAUUUGUAAGUUCCAUUUUACUGUUUCUCUUUUCCAAGUUCAUUAAUGCAUUUAGUAACUUAGCAGGCACAGUUAUGUUUGAUUGGACUGUUGUUAGGCAUGCCCCCUCAGCAUUUUUUUUUCUGUUCUAGAAAUCUUUUAAUUCUUGAAAACCGCUGUCACUUAAAUUUUCAAUAAUACUAAAAUUUUUUUCUUUUAAAAUUAGAAUGGCCAAUUCUGUGACCUUUGAGAAGGAUUUCUAGAAUCAGAUUCUACGUUUAAAUUUUUUCUUUAAAAUAUGGUAUUGGAUGUUAACUUUUACACAGUUCUGAGCACUGUUAACAAUAUCUGGAAAGUAUUUUAGAGAUCAAUGGAAAGUUUAACAUUCUGAAUUUAACAUAUACUUUUUGAUUCAGAAAAUAAAAUCGGAUUUUUCAAAGUAAA